This is a messenger RNA of Paraphaeosphaeria sporulosa, 1846 nucleotides long. RefSeq names its product alpha/beta-hydrolase. The coding region runs from base 245 to 1846 and encodes 533 amino acids. The record is from RefSeq and is a predicted model, not a curated record. NCBI's taxonomy places the organism in Eukaryota, Fungi, Ascomycota, Dothideomycetes, Pleosporales, Didymosphaeriaceae. The transcript is spliced from 2 exons.
CCUAUACCGCGAUGCGGCCCGUUCUUACUCGAUCGGGUAUGCUGUGCGUCGGCCAUGCAAGCGCGAUCCAUUAGUCCGAUCUGGCGCCAUCACCGCGGUCUCAAGCGACGCGAUCCAGAUGCAGUAUUUCGAACGAAGGAUCCGGGUAGCAUCUGCAACCGUGCGAGCAAGAUGGUUAAAUGCUUAUAAUUCCCCAAGACCAUAGCGCGAAGCUUCAUCAUCCCUCAGAUCGCGACGUCCAAACAUGCGUCUACAUAGAUCGGCCCUGGCGUUGCUUGCACCAAGCGCACUUGCGCAAAUCGUCACUGUAUCCAACGGGACCAUUCAUGGCGGAUCGUGUCCAUCUUCAGCUGCGAUUUAUUACCGUGCCAUCCCGUUCGCACAGCCUCCUCUAGGGCCUCUCCGCUUUGCCGCGCCUCAACCUUUCAACCAAAAGUUCAAUGGAUCCCUAGACGGGACCAAAAAUGCACCUACUUGUAUCCAGUUCGGUAGCGAUUUCCUUGAACCUCAGCCUUGGUCGGAGGACUGCUUAUUCCUCAAUGUUUGGGCACCCAAGAACGCGAGCUCUAUUUCGAAGCUGCCGGUGAAGGUAUGGAUAUAUGGCGGCAGCAAUACAGCCGGGGGAAUCAGUGAUCCACUUUAUGAUGGAUGCAACUCUGCUGUCGAUUCCAUCGUCGUGUCCAUCAACUAUCGACUAGGUCCUCUCGGGUUCUUAGGGCUGGAAGAUGCGGGUUUGUCGGGUAAUUACGCAGUACAGGACUUGCUUCUCGGUCUUCGAUGGGUGCAGGAGAAUAUUGAGGCUUUUGGUGGUGAUGCCUCCAAAGUGCUCCUAUUCGGACAAUCCGCAGGCGCCGGACUGGCUGUCGUCAUCAGCACUCUUCCAGAAGCUCCUUCACUCAUAAGUUCCGUAGCAGCAGAGUCAGGAGGAGGAAGAAGCUCAGCUCCCUACGCCGAAGCCCAGCCUUACUUCAGAGAGUUCGUCAUAAACCUAGGCUGCGCUCUCAAUGAUCUGCAAUGUGUGCGUUCGAAGUCACCAGAAGAACUCAACGCUGCAUUCCCUUCAGAGCCAUCAGCCACCAUCACGCUCACUUACGCAAAGGGUUUCGCGCCAAUCAUUGAUGGCAGAAUUGUGCUAGAAGACCCGGCAGCAGUAGGCAGUCGCGUCCCUGCCAUCUUUGGUUCCACGACCGCAGAUGGUUCAUCGUUCGUCUUGGGCGCCUAUCAGAACAAUUUCCCGCCAACGGAAGCUAUUUACACAAGCUUUGUCGAUUCUAACUUCGGUCCAUAUGCAUCAACAGUGAAGGCAUACUAUCCAGUAUCGCGAUUUGCGAACAUCUCCUCUGCCGCACUCGCUCCAUACUUCGCCAUGACAGCAAUCUGGACCCACUCAUCAUACACCUGCUCCGCACAGCGAGGUCUCAAGAAAGCGACAGAAAAUGGUGUUCCCGCAUAUGCCUAUUCAUGGGGCGUAGCUCCAAGCUGUCCCUGGUCUUCGCAGUUCAAUGGCGUUGGAUCCCAGGUUCUCCAGCUUUUGAGCGUGACGCACUCUUCCGAGAUUCCCUUCGUUUUCCGGAACACAGAACAUCUGCCUUUACCCAAUGGCACAUGCAGCCUCUCGAACACGGAGAAUACCAUUGGUGACGCUGUUUCAAGUGCGUGGGCAGCGAUGGCAAGCGGGCAGAGUCCGAACACCCCGCUGAUUUCGGAUACUUGGCCGACCUUUAGCAGUAAUGGAACGAAGGGACUCAUCGCGACGGCAAAAGGAGUGACUAUUGGAGAUAUCGAUUACAGUUUCUGCAAGCUAUGGGAUGCUAUUACGGCGGCUACGUUGGCUACUGGGACUUAA